GCUCACACACACCUGUAUGCACCACAAUCUGUACUUUAAAAGUUAUUUAAUUCGACUAUAUUUUUAAAUUGAUCAAAUCAUACCAUCAGAGAAAGCAGCCUAGAGAAACAGUUACAAAAUGGGAGGCGGCGAUCUGAAUAUGAAAAAGAGUUGGCACCCUCUUUUAAUGAGAAAUCAAGAGAGGGUGUGGAAAGAAGAACAAACUCAUAAGGAAGAGCUCAAAAGAGUCGAACAAUUACGAAGAGAAAUUGAAGAAGAACGACAACUUUUGGAGCUCCAGAGAUUACAGGAAGCAGCGGGAGGAAAGAAAAGAAAAGAUCGCGUCGAAUGGAUGUAUGCAGUUCCCACAGCAGAAGGAGCGAAACGAGAUGCCUCAGAAAUGGAAGAAUAUUUACUUGGAAAACGGCGACUGGACGACCUUUUAAGUGACAAAGUGGAAGAUCAGAAAAAUUCUCUUAACAAAACUGAGUUUAUAUCAUUGCAAAAUGCCAAUUCCGUUCAAGACACCCAAUCCAAGAUUCGAUUAGAUCCUCUUUUGGCUAUAAAGCAACAAGAGCAGAAACAGAUGCAGAUAUUAGCAGAGAAGAAAAAAAGGAAAUUAAUGGAAGAUGAAAAAAGGAAAAGAGAUUCGGAUUAUCGUGGUCGUCUAUCGAACUCACGAGAAAAAGGUUACGAUGGACGUGGUCGCUAUAGUGACUCUCGACGAUACGAUUCUUACAAAAACGGUUCGCGGACAGAUCGGCAUUCACGAAAAGAAUAUUCUGAUCGACACUAUCGCGACAGAAGGUAUGCAGACGAUCGAGACGAUGAAAAAAUGCAUCCUUACCAAGACAGACGGAGGCAUGGCAGAGAAAGUCACCGUCCGAAACGACAUCUUUCUAGGUCACCUUCACCACAACGACGAAGCUAUUAUAGGUCACACGUCGACUCCGGUGGACCCUCAGCAGAAGACAUUCGUGAGCAUCGAUUACGAGAAAUGCAAGACAAUGCCCAAAGUUUAGAACAAAACAGGGUAGAGAAACUUCGUAAAUUAGAACAGGAGGAACGGACUGAAACUGCUAAAAAUGAGGAGGAAAGAUCUAGUACUGCUAGAAAAUGGAAUAAUCAAGGAGAUUUCCUUCGUGAAAUGAAAAGAGAGGUGUAUUCUGGUAAUGCUAUAAAUCUAGCUGAUCGCGUUAGCAGUAUGCGCCAUACAGCUCUAAAGCAAUAGACUUUAUUUAUUACGUGUUACACGACCAUCUAACAUUGAAUGAUAUAAUAUUAACAAAGAAGAAAAUAAAGUAAAGUAAUAGGUUGCAUAACUUGCGGCCUAGCCGCUAUAUCUCACCAAACAUGAACCAACGGAUUUAGUGAACGAGAAGAGUCGCUUUGGUUUUAUCCG
Messenger RNA from Schizosaccharomyces octosporus yFS286, 1381 nucleotides. Its product is annotated as complexed with Cdc5 protein Cwf25. Gene Ontology annotation, cellular component: U2-type spliceosomal complex. The transcript has 2 exons. The record is from RefSeq and is a predicted model, not a curated record. Gene Ontology annotation, biological process: mRNA splicing, via spliceosome. Bases 119 to 1210 code for a protein of 363 amino acids. NCBI's taxonomy places the organism in Eukaryota, Fungi, Ascomycota, Schizosaccharomycetes, Schizosaccharomycetales, Schizosaccharomycetaceae.